Messenger RNA from Scylla paramamosain (green mud crab), 1815 nucleotides. RefSeq names its product pre-mRNA-processing factor 17-like. Gene Ontology annotation, cellular component: catalytic step 2 spliceosome. The transcript has 3 exons. Lineage: Eukaryota; Metazoa; Arthropoda; Malacostraca; Decapoda; Portunidae. Gene Ontology annotation, biological process: mRNA splicing, via spliceosome. Bases 28 to 1740 code for a protein of 570 amino acids. The record is from RefSeq and is a predicted model, not a curated record. Gene Ontology annotation, molecular function: protein binding; mRNA binding.
GACGCUGACUUCAUGAAGUAAACAAACAUGGCGUCGCUACUGAGCCUGAGGGACUACGGCAGCGAGAGUGAGAGUGAACUGGAAGACGCCGAGGAACUUGUGCAGCACUUGAAGCCCAUAGAAAGUGCGCACACGGUCGGCAAGGACCUGCAGUUAGUCGUGUCUCCGGAAGUUACGUCUACGAAAGAACUUGAUGACCGACGCCACAUAGACCCUAGUGAAAAGGAACUGAAGUACAAUCCAAAAUAUGAUGAACUGUUUGCUCCUGUACUGGGGCCAGAAGCUCUCCAUUCCAGAUAUCAUGAGGUCACCAGAAACUCCCUUGCUGGACAUGUGGAAACUGCACACUUCAAUGACUUUGAGUUUGAAUCACAAAGGAGAACCUUCACAACAUAUGGUUAUGCUGUUGAUCCAUCCAUUUCUGGACACCCAGAAGAUGGCAGAAGAUAUAUAGGAGAUGUAUCUUCAGCCAAGAAGACUUCAGGCAUCACUGUAUUUGAAACUCAACACAAGGCUGACCUGCCUCCCAAGAGAAGACGUGACAAGAAUGAUGAUGCAAGUGAUACUGAAGGAUUCAAAGGACCCUGGGCUAAAUUUGAAAAUGAGAAAACAGUUAUGAAACCAUCAGAGGAAGAACAACAUGACUUAGAUGAAAUACUUGCCAAGAGACAAAAACGACGGAAGCAAAAUGACGACAAGCCAAUUGAAGAAAAAUCUUUGUUGCAUAUCAAAGAUGCAUAUGACUAUCAAGGAAGAUCCUUUUUACAUAUUCCACAAGAUGUUGGUGUUAAUUUGAAGUCUCCUGAUCCACCUGAGAAGUGUUUUAUGCCCAAAAAAUUGAUUCACACAUGGAAAGGACAUACCAAAGGUGUGGCUGCCAUACGUUGGUUUCCAAAAUCAGCCCACCUUCUCUUGUCAUGUUCUAUGGACACUAAGAUAAAAAUCUGGGAAGUAUUCAACAACAGGAGAUGCAUUAGAACAUAUAUGGGGCAUAAACAAGCAGUAAGGGAUGCUUGCUUUGAUAACACAGGCAAACAGUUUCUCUCAGCUGGAUACGAUAGGUUCAUAAAGCUUUGGGACACAGAGACUGGAGAUUGUAUUUCCAGGUUUCCUAGUAGAAAGAUACCAUAUUGUGUCAAAUUCAAUCCAGAUGAUGGCAAUCAACACCUCUUUGUUGCUGGUACAUCAGAUAAGAAGAUUGUUUGCUGGGAUAUUCGGAGUGCUGAGAUUGUCCAGGAAUAUGAUCGUCAUUUGGGAGCAGUGAACACCAUCACUUUCAUUGAUGAAAACAGAAGAUUUGUCUCCACCUCAGAUGACAAAAGCUUAAGGGUAUGGGAGUGGGAUAUUCCUGUCGAUUUCAAAUAUAUUGCAGAUCCUUCAAUGCAUUCAAUGCCUGCUGUUACUCUUUCACCAAACAAGAAGUGGUUGGCUUGUCAAAGCAUGGAUAACAAAAUUGUAAUAUUUUCUGCCUUAGAUCGUUUUAAAAUGAACCGCAAGAAGGUUUUCACUGGUCACAUGGUGGCAGGCUAUGCUUGUACAUUGGACUUCUCACCAGACAUGUCAUACCUUGUGUCUGGAGAUGCUGAUGGAAAAGCUCAUGUGUGGGACUGGAAGACAACAAAGCUAUAUCAAAAAUGGAAAGCUCAUGAUGAUGUUUGCAUUGGCAUCCUGUGGCACCCACAUGAAACUAGUAAGAUCGCCACUGCUGGGUGGGAUGGUCUCAUAAAGUAUUGGGACUAAGCAAGUAUAGUAUCCAUAAGUACAAACAAAGAUGUCUACUUUUAUAUUAAAUUUUUACAUCAUGUAAUGAUGUCA